CCACGUCUUUCCAUUCCUCCUUGUUCAUGAUACAUUCCAAUUCAACGCGUUGUCCAUAGCGAUAACCUACGAAAAAAACUUAUUCGUCGGUCAGCCAACUGUCUUUUGCAGUGCCUCCCCCUACGUCUUGCCACGAUUGCGUACACACGGAGCCUACAGCUCGGAAGCGACCAUGGCUUGGGCGCCUGCUCAAUUACCUUACCUCAAACCACCCGACCUACUGCCGGCCCCUCUACCUAUGGAAUCUCGUUUCUUCGAAUCAACAGCCGUGUUUCGGAACGAUACAUCCUAUCACAGAGUGGUUGCGGUCGAGCCUCACUUCAUUGUCAAAUACGGACGUGGUGUUAAAGAGAUUGAAGGCCAAGUACUUCUAUUUCUCGAGCACCACCUAAAAGCUUGCCAUAGCUUGCCGAAGCUCUACGCAAUGUAUCGUAUAGCAAGUACGGGCCAUGUCUGCCUAAUCAUGCAGCACAUGCCUGGCGUGCUACUCGAUCAGUUGUGGCCUACCCUCAAGGACUUCGAGAAAUCUGACAUUUGUGCUCAAUUAAACGGAAUUAUCACAUCAAUCCGAAGCAUCCCAGCUCCUCCGCUUUACGGAAGUGUUGAUCAUGGCCGGUUCCACCAUUAUCUGUUCUAUAGCCCCGAUGGCGACAAAGAGAUAUGUGGUCCAUUCGACUCGGAAGACCACUUCAAUGCAGCACUAGUAAAGCGGCUCCGGUCCAUGAAGACGCAUAGUUUUAAGGCAGACUUCUAUGAGAGAAACCUUGGAAGGAUAUUGGUUGGUCAUAAGCCUGUUUUCUCGCAUUCAGACCUGCAAAGAAAGAACGUGAUAGUGCAUCGGGAUUCAUCGCAGGGCUUAACGGUCAGCCUAAUAGAUUGGGAGGAGGCUGGCUGGUUCCCAUCUUAUUGGGAAUACUUUACUGCUCUGCAAGGUGUACGAUGGGAUGACGACUGGUCCCAGCGCAUCGAAGAAAUAACAGAACCUUGGCUCGGCGAAGCGGCAGUCAUGAAAUUGGUGCAUCAAGACCUCAUAUUCUGAGCGUUGAUGUUCGCAUUUACCUCUGAUAUGUCUCAGCUUGCUAAGCACGGAGCCAUCCAACAGAAAUCUUCCACAGGGAGCUGAUUCUAGAAUAGACGAGUAAUACAAGACAUGAUCCCUCCUCCGGACGUUCAUGGCAACGUGUCUCAACUUUCAACCAUAAAGUCACGUUAAACUCGGCCAGUCGUCUCUCAGGCACAUCACUGCCAAACCCAAUCUUGGCCGUUCCAGUAACGGUAACGCUUCCGAUCUUCGUCCCAUACCCAACCCGUACCCGGUGCUGCAGCGGUGGUCCCGGCUUGGGCAGUUUGCGAUUGACUA
This is a messenger RNA of Trematosphaeria pertusa, 1360 nucleotides long. RefSeq lists its product as uncharacterized. Lineage: Eukaryota; Fungi; Ascomycota; Dothideomycetes; Pleosporales; Trematosphaeriaceae. The transcript has a single exon. Bases 173 to 1039 code for a protein of 288 amino acids. The record is from RefSeq and is a predicted model, not a curated record.